AUGGAGUUCAACAGGGAGGAGUUCAGGAGGCAGCUGGGGGCCGGGCUGGGCCGGCUGCACCGGUUCCUGGAGCGCCGCCAGGAGGACCCCGAGAGCCUGGAGCUGAGCUCGGGGGGGCUCUCGGGCGGGACCCCCGCCGGGCCGCGCCCCCCGGUGCUGGACUGCACCUUCUGCGGGCUGCCCCGGCGCUACGGCAUCGCCAUCCUCUGCGGCAUCGGCUUCUGCAUCAGCUUCGGCAUCCGCUGCAACCUGGGCGUGGCCGUGGUCAGCAUGGUCAACCCCGCCCACGGGCAGGUGAGGGGCAGGUACAGGGUCAGCCCCGCCCACGGACAGGUGAGGGGCAGGUGUGGGGUCAGCCCCGCCCACGGACAGGUGAGGGAUCAGCUACAGGGUCAGCCCAGCCCCCGCGCCCAGUUCAACUGGGACCCCGAGACCGUGGGGAUGAUCCACGGCUCCUUCUUCUGGGGCUACAUCGUCACGCAGAUCCCCGGCGGCUUCAUCGCCCAGAAAUUCGCCGCCAACAGGGUGUUCGGGCUGGCCAUCGUCUCCACCUCGGUGCUCAACAUGCUGAUCCCGUCGGCCGCGCGCGCGCACGUGGGCUGCGUCAUCGCCGUGCGCGUCAUGCAGGGCCUGGUGGAGGGCGUGACCUACCCCGCCUGUCACGGCAUCUGGAGCAAGUGGGCGCCGCCCCUGGAGCGGAGCCGGCUCGCCACCACGGCCUUCUGCGGUUCGUACGCAGGCGCCGUGGUGGCCAUGCCCCUGGCCGGGGUCCUGGUGCAGUACACGGGGUGGAGCUCCGUGUUCUACGUCUACGGCAGUUUCGGGGUGCUGUGGUACAUGUUCUGGGUGCUGGUGUCCUACGAGAGCCCGGCCCAGCACCCGACCAUCUCGCCCGAGGAGCGGAAAUACAUCGAGGAGAGCAUCGGGGAGAGCGUGGGCAGCAACCCGCUGCUGCUGGCCACGCCCUGGCGCCAGUUCUUCACCUCCAUGCCCGUCUACGCCAUCAUCGUGGCCAACUUCUGCCGCAGCUGGACCUUCUACCUGCUGCUCAUCAGCCAGCCCGCCUACUUCGAGGAGGUGUUCGGCUUCGAGAUCAGCAAGGUUGGGUUGCUCUCGGCCCUGCCCCACCUGGUGAUGACCAUCGUGGUGCCCAUCGGGGGGCAGAUCGCCGAUUUCCUGCGCUCGCGCGGCCUCAUGUCCACCACCAACGUGCGCAAGAUGAUGAACUGCGGGGGGUUCGGCAUGGAGGCCACGCUGCUGCUGGUGGUCGGCUACUCGCACUCCCGCGCUGUCGCCAUCUCCUUCCUGGUGCUGGCCGUGGGCUUCAGCGGCUUCGCCAUCUCGGGCUUCAACGUGAACCACCUGGACAUCGCGCCGCGCUACGCCAGCGUGCUGAUGGGGCUGAGCAACGGCGUGGGGACCCUGUCCGGGAUGGUGUGUCCCCUGAUCGUGGGGGCCCUCACCCGCCACAAGGUGAGGGGACAUUGGGGACAUCAUUGGGGACCCAGUCCGGGAUGGUGUGUCCCCUGAUCGUGGGGGCCCUCACCCGCCACAAGGUGAGGGGACAUUGGGGACAUCAUUGGGGACCCUGUCCGGGAUGGUGUGUCCCCUGAUCGCGGGGGCCUUCACCCGCCACAAGGUGAGGGGACACUGGGGACACUGAGGGGACAUU
Molecule: messenger RNA, 1672 nt
Organism: Melospiza melodia melodia
Lineage: Eukaryota; Metazoa; Chordata; Aves; Passeriformes; Passerellidae
Product: vesicular glutamate transporter 1-like
Exons: 11
Coding region: 1-1530 (509 amino acids)
Biological process (GO): synaptic transmission, glutamatergic; neurotransmitter loading into synaptic vesicle; regulation of synapse structure or activity
Cellular component (GO): synaptic vesicle membrane; excitatory synapse
Molecular function (GO): neurotransmitter transmembrane transporter activity; L-glutamate transmembrane transporter activity
Source: RefSeq, a predicted model, not a curated record